This is a messenger RNA of Plasmodium vinckei vinckei, 4947 nucleotides long. RefSeq names its product zinc finger protein, putative. Bases 1 to 4947 code for a protein of 1648 amino acids. The record is from RefSeq and is a predicted model, not a curated record. Gene Ontology annotation, molecular function: ribosome binding; ubiquitin protein ligase activity. Lineage: Eukaryota; Apicomplexa; Aconoidasida; Haemosporida; Plasmodiidae. Gene Ontology annotation, biological process: rescue of stalled cytosolic ribosome; protein ubiquitination. The transcript has 2 exons.
AUGUAUAUAAACCGAAAUCCAAAUAUUAAUAAUAACAAAAAGUAUGAUGCUUUGAAAUAUGAAGAUGAAAAAGAGACAUUCGGAGAUAAAUCGAAAUAUAUUAACGUUUCAUAUCAUAUAAGAAAAUUAUUUAGUUAUUGUGAUGCAGAUAUAUUAAGAAUUGAAAAUAAUUUGAUUAUAUAUAAUAGUAUAAUUGAUAAUAUAAAAAAAAAUGGAAAUAGAUUAAUAAAAAAAGAAAUCGAAAAAAUAAUACGAGAGAAAGAAGAAAACAAAAAUUAUUGUUUAAAAGAUGAUAUGAAAGAAGAAUACAAAAUUGUUAAUUUUGAUUUAAAAAAAGUUGAACUUGAUUUUAAAUUUAUUGAAUGUAGUUUAUGUUUUGAAUUAAUUAAAAUUAUAUGUAUCCAAGAAUGUAAUCACACAUAUUGUUUCUUAUGUUUUUAUCGACUAUUAUAUAUGCAAAUUAAAGAAAAUAAUUAUGAAAAUAAUGAUAAUAUUAAUAAUAAUGCAACAGGGCAAAAUGCUCUAAAUAAUACUAGAAGUAAUAGCUAUAUUAAUUCAAGAAGUUAUUCCUACAGGGAUAGGGGUAGAAACCGAAAUUAUGAUGAGUCUUAUCAUCAAAAUAACAGAACAAAUAUACAAAAUGACAAAUUUAAUUAUGCAUUUGAUAAAGAAAAAAUUAAAUGCCCUUUUUGUAAAGAACGAAAUGAAUAUAUAUUUUUUUGUCUAAACAAUUUUUAUACAUAUUUUACAUACAAUAAUUUGCUUCAGACCUUGUUAGAACCUGAUGAGGUAGAUAUGCUAGCAGGAGAUAUUGAAAAUAAAAAUAUAAACGAAUCUGAAAUUGUAGGAAAACAACUUAAAUUUAGUGGAAGCCUUGAAAAGAAUCAAAUCAAUGAUAAAAGGGAAUCAAUAGAUAAUAUAAGCAUUGAAAUAGAUGAACAAAAUAUUAUAAAAAAAUAUAGUAGUGAUAUAUGUAAAGAGAUUGAAGAUAUUGAAGAAAUAGAAAAAUUAACAUCAAAAAAUGAUGACGAUAUACAAAAAGAACAAGCUGAUUUAUUAGAAAAAAAUAAAUUAAAAAAAAUAUUUUCAUCACAUUAUGAUGAUAUUAUUAUUUUAAGAAAUAUAUUAAAGAAGGAUCCCAAAUCAAAUGAAGAUACAACAAAAAGUGCAAAAAAAGGGGAAAAUAUGUAUUUGUUUAAUCAUUAUGAAAAAUAUAUAAAAAGGAAAAAAGAUAAAACUAAAUAUAUUCUUAAUGGAUGUGUUAAUUCUUUAAAACGAUAUGCAUUUUUCUCAAAAAUAUUUGUAGAUACAGAAAAAAAAAUAUUUUAUGAAUAUUAUUAUAUAUAUAGUUUAUCAACACUUUUAACGAGUUAUGCUUGUUUGUUAACUCCUUGUAUUGAUUAUUGGGUAAAAGUACAAAAUAAAAAAGUCGAAAAAUUUAAAUUAAAUAAUAGUCAUAAAAUAAAUAAAUAUUUUGAAUAUAUAUAUAUUUAUAAUAAACAAAAUUUAUUACGUAAAAAAAAUGAUUCAAUAUAUGAUAAGUAUCAUCAAUAUACUAGAGAUGCUCAUAAUAUAAGUGAGCUUGAAUCGGAGUCGACAGACCAUUAUUUUAAUGUUAUAGAUAUUUUUUAUAAAACAUGUUUUACAAAUUUAGAUAAUAUAACAAAUUUAAAACAUUUAAAUAAAUAUUGUUACACCAGAUUAAGUGAAUUAUGUAAACAUUUGUCAGAACAUAAAAAAACAUAUUGUGAUAUAUGUGUAGGAAAUAAUGAUAAUAAUUUUUUAUUUGAAUAUAAUAUUUUUUUAAAAAAAAAUGUUAAAGCCCAUAUUGAAUAUGGAGAACAAAUUUCAGAAAAUAAAUAUAAAAUAAGACAUAUUUAUUGCCAUAUAUGUUCGUAUUAUUUAUAUGACUUUGAUACAUAUAUGAGUCAUAUAAAUAAAUAUCACUUCUUUUGUAAAUUUUGUUUUAAUAAAAAAAACCCUGAAAUUAAAGGAGUCGAGAAAAAUGAAAUCGACGACAUUGUCUACUAUGAUCAGCUUCACCUUCACGUUUACAAGGAUUACGAUAAUUUAUUUGCACACUAUAAAAAAAAACAUCACCCAUGCCUGUACGAGCAAUGUAUAUUUGUUGUGUUUGACAAUAGAAUGGAUUUAUGCCUACAUUUAGCAGAAAAACAUGAAGAAAAGGGUAGCAAACGAAACAAAAUAGCGUUUUCCAUUGGUGGAGCAUCCUAUAAUGAAAUACGAAAUAGUGCAAAUAAUAAUAGUAGCAAUCGUGGUAGAAAUAAUACAUAUAAUGAUCGAAAUGAUUAUAGAAACAAUAUUAAUAUUAUUCAGUUAAAUAAUGAAAAAGGGAAUUCAAAUAUAUGUGAAAAUGAAGAAGAUAAUAAUAGAGAAAAAAUAGAUAUAAAUAAUUAUAAAUGUAUUUAUGAUUUUAAAAGUUUUUCUGAUUCUUGGUAUUUUGAAUAUUUUAUUGAAAUAAAAAUGAUAAAUUUUGUAGAAUAUUUUAAAAAUAAAAAAACAAUUUUUUUACAAAUUAUGAAAAAAGAUUUAGAAUCAAUUGUAAAUAUUUUAGACAUUCUAACAAAAAAUAACAACGAUUUUUAUUUAUCAAAUGAAGAAAUAAUUGAUUUGACAAAAAGUGUUAUAGAUACUGAUUUUGGAACAGAACACAAAAAAAAUAAUUUUUUUAUUUUUAAAAUAUUUUUUGAUGGCAUAAUAGAAAAAAUUGAUUAUUUAUUAUAUAAUAAAGAAGAUUUAGAGAAACAUUAUUUAAAUCUAUUUUUUAAUAUUAUUAUAUAUAGAUCUUUCAUAUUAUAUUAUUCAUUCUUUUUUAUGCACGUAAGUGAAAAGAAAACGAUACUAGGGAAAAUUAAUAACAGUACAAAUAGUAACAAAAAUAAGAAAAAUGCUAACAAUUCAAAUGAAAAGAAAGAAAAAAAUGAUGCCAUAUAUAAUUAUAAUAAUAAUAAAAGUAUGGUUAAUUUAAGACAUAAAUUUGAAAACGCCACAAAAAUUAAUAUUAACGAAUUAAGUAAGUAUGGGUUUUUAUAUUUAACAUUUUUAUUUUUUAAAAUUGAAAAUAAUGCAUUAGAAAAAGUAUACACUAAUAUAAAGAGUAUAUAUACCUUAUGUAAUAAUACAUGGAAAGAUAUUGAAGCUAUUAAUAAACGAAUUACACUAGCAUGUGAAAGUGUUACUAAUUCUAAAAAUGGAAAAAAUAAAAGUAAUGAUAAUUCAUUAAUUAGUAGUGUAAAUAAAAAAGGCAGCAAUACUACACCAAUAAAAUGUAGCAGUGAAAAAAACAAUAAUAAUGUAAAAGGAAAAGAAAAACUGACUUCCCUUUUUGAUGUUAUAAAUUCUAAAAAUAAUAUAAUGGAACUUGAAAAUAUUUCGAAUUUAAUAAAAAAAUCUUUUAAAAAUAAAAAUCCAAAUAAUAUUAUAAUAAAUCAUAUUUAUGAUCAAAAAUGGGAUAUUUGCAAAAAAGUUUCUUUUGACAUGUUAUAUUGUAUAGACCCAAAUUUAAAUUUAGUUUCAUUUUUUUAUUUAUUUAUAAGUAAUUAUUUAUCAGCAUAUCAAAAAGAUCCAUGUAUUAAUAAAUUUUUAAAUAUAUCUAAUGAAAAUAAAAAAAACAUACUAAAAAAGAUUGCCCUUGAUGUAGAUUUAACAUCACUAACUACGAUAUCGAAAGACCUUAGCAAUUUUGUAAAUGCACGAGCAUUAGAAGAAUGUUUAUCAACAGGCCCUGAAUAUUACAGAAUUAGAAAAGAUAUAGAAUUUAUACUGAGGAAUAGAAAUACAAAUAAUGUUGUAAACAAUGGUAGUAAUUAUAAUAGAUCUUCAAAUACAUAUAGAGGAUCAGAAAAAUAUAAAAAUAUAGAAGAUCAAAAAAUUAGUUCCAAUUUAUAUGAUACAUCAUUAUCUUUAAGAAAUCGUUUUUUAAAUAUUAUUAAAAGUUCAAGAAUUAAUGAACUAUAUUAUAUAUAUUUUUAUGUCUCUUCUAUUAUUAAUACAACAAAUACAAAUAAAAAUAGUGAUAUACAAAAGAAUGAAGAAUUUCCAUCUCUUGCUUCUAACAAUAAUGACGAUCGAACCUCUAGUAUCGCUACUAUAUCUCGUUUUAAUAUAAACAACUCAAAUAAUGCAAAUCUCAAGGGAAGUAAUGCUAGUAAUCCUUUAUCUACAAAUGGAAAGCGUAAUAAAAUUGGAAGUAAUAAUAGUACCAAAUUAAACAAUGAAGAUAAAAAUAUUAAUUCUUAUAAGCAAAAAGUUGAAAAUAAUAAAAAUACAUCAUUGAAUUCAAAAGGUGGGGUCCUUGAUGUAGAGUACCCUCCUUUACCAAAACAAAAAACCGAGGACGAUACUUUUCCUUUUUUAAUAAGCAGUAACAAUAAAACAAAAAGUAAGGACAAUAAAUCGGGAGCUUUAAAUAAAGAUAUCACAUUGAAUUGGAAAAAAAAAGAAUCGAAUACUUCAAAAAAUAAGGGGAAAGAGGAAGAAAAAAAAAAUGAUAAAAAGAAUGAUAAAAAAACUAAUAAUGCAACCACAGGUUUAACGUCUUUAAGCUCUAAUAAAACUGGAAAAAAUAAAACAGAUAAAAAUGAUAUUUCCAAUUUUUAUAAAUCUUUUAAUAUAGAUGAAUUUCCAGCUCCAUCUCUUCUCGCUGAUCAGAAGAAAUUACUUGAAGAAAAUAGCAAAAAAAAAAAGAAAAAAAAAAAAGAAAAUAAUAACGAUAAUAAUAGUGACAAUAAAUACUUUUAUUCAUCUGACGAUAACAUACUUAGUAAUAGUAAAUCAUCAUCGAAAAAAAAAAAAAAUGUUACUAUACCAGACAGUAAUAUUACAUAUACCAUAAAAAAAAGUAAUAAAGUCAAAUGUUGUAGUAUGUGUACUUAUGAAAAUCCUUAUGAAAGGAAAAGAUGUGAGUUAUGCGAAAAUCCUUUAUGA